Molecule: messenger RNA, 819 nt
Organism: Schistosoma bovis
Lineage: Eukaryota; Metazoa; Platyhelminthes; Trematoda; Strigeidida; Schistosomatidae
Source: the annotation of a GenBank genome assembly
AUGUGGUAUCAAACUAUUGUACAUAAUCGAUUCCUCAGUCAAGUUAAUGAACAAAUCGGUCCAUUAAUUCAUCGUCUCACACCAAAAUAUAUUGAUUUGGUAAAAGUUGCGAAUUCUAAAGAAUGUGAACUGUCUUUACUAAAGAAUUUACGAAGAAUAAUUAAUGAAAACAAAUGUGCUGCAUGUCAGAGAGCCCGUAAUGCUUCAACUACUAAAAUUACCUUUCCUACUAAUGGUAAUCAACAGACGUUAGAAAAUCCGAUUGAUUGGUUAAAUAAUCAUGUGUGGUUUAAUUUAUUUUCAGAGCCUAAGGAUGACAAUGUUAUUAAAAUGCGUUUCGGAAAUGCAGAUGAUAUUACUCAAAAAACAUUCACUGAUGUACGUGAAGAUGACUACAAACAAAUCAAUGCCAAAAUUAAAGAAAUUCGUCAAAAGAAUUUUGUCAGACAAUACAUGUACACAAAAUGAACUCUAUUAUUUUAAAUGUAACAGAAUACUGUGAUGACCAACUUGGUUGUCAUUAAUUUAUUAUUCUUUUUGUAAGACUAUCACUUUGAUGUUUCUAGAUUUUUGUUUAUUUGUAUGUCCCUUUUUAGUCUUCGUCUUAUUCACAGCAAAACUAGUGGUUUAUUUCUCAAUUUUUAACAGUAAACUUAUUUCUUAAACAAUCAAACGACAUCGAAGUUUUUUUGACGAGAUAACUGUUGCUAAAUCACAAGGUUCUACAAAUUAUCAAUUAUGACAAACUAUUAAAUACUUUAAAUCCUGGUUUAAAUAUAGCUGACAUUUGUAUGCGAGAUGUACUCACAAUUAACGCGC